AUGAAGAGACAUGGCAGCUCCGAUUCCUUGGGUGCUUUCAUGUCCAUCUGUCCCAAUUCAACAGACGAGGUGCAGGGGAAUAAUAAUCCCGUGUACUCGUACGGUCAGGCAAUGGUUGCGGAGUACGAUGAGGAAUCGUGCCAGCUGGCAGGUUCGGAAAAGAAGAGGAGGCUGAGCGUUGACCAGGUCAAGGCCCUUGAGAAGCACUUCGAGGUAGAGAACAAGCUUGAGCCGGAGAGGAAAGUGAAGCUGGCUCACGAACUCGGCUUGCAGCCGCGCCAGGUGGCGGUUUGGUUCCAGAACCGCCGUGCGCGGUGGAAGACCAAGCAGCUGGAGAGAGAUUACGGCCUGCUCAAGGCCAAUUACGAUGGCCUCAACCUCGAUUUUCACAAACUUCAGCGUGAUAACCAAGCGUUAAUCAAAGAGAUUGAAGAGCUGAAAUCGAAGAUAAACGAGGACGGUCUCAACAGUAAGUCAGAGGAAGACGAUGAAAAGAAGCUGCAAACUCCGAUUACCAUUCCCAAGCCCGAAAAGGACUCUGAAUCCGAAAACCUCAAAGAUGAUAAAAAUGGAGAUCUGUUAAUUUCGAGUCACGAUGAGCUGUUGGGUUUUGGUGAUUUGAAAGACGGGUCAUCGGACAGUGAUAAUUCGAGCGCGAUCUUAAACGAGGAUAACAUCAACAAUAAUAAUGAUAAUAAUAACAAUAUGAGUCUAGAAAAUUUCCAAUUUGAAGGCGGAAAAGAUGGUAUCGUUCAACACCAACAUCAUCAGCUACAGUUCGUGAAGAUUGAGGAGCACAAUUUUUUUGGAGAGGAAUCUUGCAGCACUUUCUUUUCCGACGAUCAGCCGCCGAGCCUCCAUUGGUAUGAGUGGAGCUGA
Molecule: messenger RNA, 879 nt
Organism: Striga asiatica
Lineage: Eukaryota; Viridiplantae; Streptophyta; Magnoliopsida; Lamiales; Orobanchaceae
Source: the annotation of a GenBank genome assembly